Epinephelus fuscoguttatus (brown-marbled grouper) is the source of this 2584-nucleotide messenger RNA. RefSeq names its product thiamine triphosphatase (gene thtpa). NCBI's taxonomy places the organism in Eukaryota, Metazoa, Chordata, Actinopteri, Perciformes, Serranidae. The record is from RefSeq and is a predicted model, not a curated record. Bases 90 to 809 code for a protein of 239 amino acids. Gene Ontology annotation, biological process: dephosphorylation; thiamine metabolic process; thiamine diphosphate metabolic process. Gene Ontology annotation, molecular function: thiamine triphosphate phosphatase activity; magnesium ion binding. The transcript is spliced from 5 exons.
GGGGCAACUCGGAUUGAUGUGUCGCGCACUUUUUGGUGCCGAAUUGUUUGGAUACGAGGACGUGACCUGUGAAGAGAAGAGCUCUGCAGAUGAUCCGGCUCAUGGUCAAAAACCUCCUGAACAUCUGGGUCAGGAAAAAGAUGAGUGUGGAAGUGGAGCGAAAAUUUGUGUGCAAUGCUGACACUCUGAAAACUCUGGAGGAGAUCGGGGCAGUGUGUGUUGGUCAACGCCAGUUUUGUGACCGGUACUUUGACACCUCAAAGUUUGACUUGACUUUGAAAGACAUUUGGCUACGUAAACGUACAGGAUGCUGGGAGCUCAAGUGCCCAGUGGCAGUCAGCGGGACAGAAGAGAAGUCUGGAGAACAAUCUAAAGCGGCAGCACUGUGUUCCCGCUACAAGGAGAUAACCAAUCUGCCUGAAAUUCAGCUGAGAGUGAAAGAGGUCAUUAAAGCUGUUUGUGAGGAUGGAGAGACAGAGACAAGCCCCUCACAGGAGGAUGAGUCUUGGCUGAGCAAAAUGAAUCUGGUGUGCUUCGCAGAAUAUACAACAGUGCGGCGGUCAUUCACUUUAGAGGAGGAGGGGGUGAAGAUAGAUCUCGACCAAGCUGACUUUGGCUACCAUGUGGGAGAGAUAGAGGUCCUGGUUCCAGAGGGAGGAGAUAUGCAGUCUGCCUUGGGGAAGAUUGAAAGAACGGCUAGGAAACUGGGUCUGACUGGAGAUCAGCAAGUUGAAGGAAAAAUGCAUGUUUACCUUAAAAAAAAAUACCCAGAACACUAUGCAAAGCUACUGAGUGCACAUGUUUUGUAAGACAUAUUAUACAUGAUCUCUAACUGUUAGGAUUAAAGCAGGGGUAGGCAGAAUGUUUUCUCUGAAAUUCUUUGCCAGUAUUAACAUGAGUUUUAUUUUGUUUAUUGUCAGACUCUUUUUGAUAAGUUUAUCAUUUAAUGGGUUGCUUUGCAGUGUUUGCAGUUGUUGCCAAUGCUGAAAUAGCAUCUUUCUCUGCAGGAGGAUUCUCUGUCAUUGAAACAGGGUUUCACCAAAGGGAUGUGCAUAGCACGCUCAUCUACAUUUGUAAACAGCAGAAAGGAACGCCCUCUCUCUGACAGAAAGUUCAUUCAACCCAAAUGAAAUGAUUGGAUGGCCAUAUUACAAGCCUGCAACUUUUUCUUUUUUUUUUUUCAUUUCAUUUAUUGAUUGCUGUCGAGAUGUAAAGAGAGUUUUAAAGAAUGUGAAAAAAAAAGCUUCUAAAAUAAGUUGCUUUUAAGAUGUACAUAAUCAUAUCUACAAUACUGAGGUAUUGUUUAUUAGAAAUCCUAAUUUUAUUAAAAUUUAGAAAAUUUAAAAAGACUAAUUCACUGACUUCACACUGUAUUCACUGCACGGACCUGAAUCUCUCAAGACAUUCCCUGAAUUAAUUAGCCUACUUUAGAAAACAGCAAUAGGCCCUUAGAAUUUACACUUGCAGGAUGCUCAAUGGCUGCGUCCUAUACAUAUGGGGCGAGCGAGAUGAAGUGUGAAUACUGGAAGUAAAUUGGGUACCAUACUCUAAGUUAACUAUUAUUGAUGAUUGUUUUGUUGUGUGUUGUAUUAAAAAGACGACGAUUAAACAUCUUAGACACUCUCAGAUGAAGAGCAGGUAACUUUAUGUUUCACCCACAGCACAGGAUGAAAGUCAGAAACUUCUGCUUCUCAUGCUGACUUCAGCAGCUGGAUUUUUCUUGUUGUAUAACAAAUGAUUUGGCUGUGCAAAUAUGGCUUCCCUGGUCUUACAUCAUCAAGCCUCCUGUGUGAUCUCAUUUUCUGCAGCAAUCACUCUUCACUAGUUUUCAGAAAUGUAAAAAUCUUAACAUUCAUGGGAAUGUUUCAACAAUUUGUACCAUCAGGGUUUGUGCUGAUCCUUAAAAAGCUUUAAAAGGGGAUUAAUUAAUAAUCUAAAUGUCUGAAAUCAUUCUUUAAUAAGGCUUUAAAAUGCUGAACCAUGGGAAGCAGGAUUUUCUGAAUCUUUUUGACAGCAUUACAUUGUAAAAUCUCAAAAUAACUGGUAACAUCUAUUUUUUUUUUUAAAUAAGUUACCGAAUGCCUCUUGCACUAACUUUAACUUAAAAAAGUGAUUGAUGUCAUAUUUCUUUUUUUCAUUCCAAGUGUCACUAAAAAAAAAGUCUGAAAAAGUCUUUAAUUUAACUUACCUUGCACUGUAGCAUACUCCCCAACUAUGAAAUUAGUUAAACUGGGUUAUAUGUCAGCUUUAUGCCAUAGAAACAUGCAUGAAUUAAUUGAAUUAUUGUGUGUGUAUGAUUUAAUAUUGAAUAAAAGUCAGCAAAGUGUUCAAUGUAAAAAAAUAUGAAAAGUUAAAUAUGUUUUGCGCUUAAUUAUAAUUUUUAAUUUUAUAUAUUUUUUUAAUUUUGCAGUACAAAGCAAAAAUUAAGUUACUUUUGCAUUGCCAGUAACAAAAGCAGCACUUUAUUUUGAUGACACUAUAAUAGUUAAAAAACUUUUUGACUAUCAUUUCUCUACAAAUACUCUUUGUUUGUAUUUGCUGUUACCUCCAACAGAGCAUCUAGUUAAAAUAAGAGAAUAAUUGG